AUGUUAGAAAAAAAUAAUAUAAAUAAUAUAAAUGACAACAACUAUGAAGUAUUAAUUGUAGGUUGGGGUCCAAACGGGUCUUUAAUGGCAAAUCUAUUAGGUCAAAAAGGAAUUAAAACAUUAAUUGUUGAAUCUUCAAAAACAUUUACCCAAGUCCCAAAAGCUGCUCAUUUAGAUGAUGAAGGUUUAAGAAUUUUAAAAAAAGUUGGUUUAGACAAUGAAAUUCUAAAACAAUCAUAUGAACUAAAUGUAAAAUUCAAUCAGUCUUUUGCAAACAAUAGCUUUACUACAAUCCAUCCCGAUACAACAGAAUUAAAUUUCCCAAGAUCAAUUUUUUGGUAUCAACCCCAUUUUGAAAAAUCAAUUAGAGAUGGUUUUCAAAGAUUUAAUUCAGUAGAAAUUCUAACUUAUCAUAAAGUAAUAUCAAUUGAAAAAGAAAAUAUCAAUAAUAUACCAACUAUAAAUGAAUCAUCAUCCUUUUCAUCAUCUUUAUCAUCAUCAUUCUCAUCCUCCUCAUCCUCUUCAUCCUCUUCAUUUUCAACAUCUUCUUCAUGCUCAUCUUCCCCACCAUUAAUAUCAUCUUCCUCAUUAAACAAUAACCCAAUAAAUUCAAUUAAAAUUUUAAAUUUAGAAACAAAUGAAAUUAAAAAUAUUAAAUGUAAAUUUAUUAUCGGUGCAGAUGGUGGUAAUAGCUCAAUUAGAAAGAUGAUGAAAAGCAAACUAGAAGGUACCAGUGGUAAAAUGAGAUGGUUAGUAGUAGAUGCCAAAAUUAACAAAGAUCACCCACCUCUCCCAAGCUAUUUUCAAUUCGUUUGUAACCCAUCAAGACCAUGCCUAUCAUUACCAAUACCUCCAGAUCAUUUCCGUUGGGAAUUUGUCUUAUUUGAUCACGAAGAUUCAAAAGAAAUGGAGUCUUUAGAAACCAUUAACUCAUUAUUAAUUCAACACAUGGCCGAUUUAUCAAAACUAGAAAUUGUUAGAAAAAGUGUUUAUACUUUUCAAAAUAGAAUUGCAAACCAUUGGUAUGACGGUGAUUCGACUCUUUUAAUUGGUGAUGCAUGUCAUAUGAUUCCUCCAUUCUUGGGCCUAGGUGUUUCAAGUGGAUUCAGAGAUUGUCAAAACUUAGCAUGGAAAUUAGAUUUAAUCCUUAGAGGUAUUGUAGGAUCACCAAAAGAAUUACUCUAUACUUUUCAAACUGAAAGGCAACCAAAUAUAGAAAUCAUUACCGAAAAAGCAAACCAAGCUGGUCAAAUUAUAAUGCAAACAAACAAAUACAAAGCAUUCUUUAGAAAUUUACUUUUAAAAUCCCUCUUGUCUGUUCCUCCAAUUGAAAAACUAUUUCAGAAUAAAGCUGGUAUGAAACCACCAAACAUUAUAAAACAGGGUGUUAUCAAUUAUAAAAUCUUAAAUAAUGAAGGUCAUUUUGAUGAAUUAACCAAUCAUUUUCAAAAAAUCAUAGGUACUCAAAUUACUCAACCAUAUGUAAAACUACUAAACAAAACACAAAAUAAUAUCGAUGAAGCAGAAAUAUCAAAUAGUUCACAGAAAAAACUUUUAGAUGAAUUUUUAGGAAUUAAUUUUUCAAUUUUAUUUUUAAAUUUUGAACAACAAAAACAUGAAAAGCUAAUAAACAAUUUAAUAAACAACAAAUUAUUAAGUGAAGAACUAAUGUUUAAUUUUAUAAAUGUUAUUGGUCAUAAUCAACAUUCAAAUCAAUUCUUUAAUCAGCAAAGUGAAUCAUUCAUACAAAUUAAAGAUAACUCAACAGAAUCAAUUUUUAAAUUCCUAUUUAACAAAUUAAGUAAUAAUCAACUGCCCCCAACAAUAAUAAUUAUUAGACCAGAUAAACAUAUAUUUAGUAUUUAUAACAAUGACAAUUUAAAAUAUUCAACAAUUAUAUCAACAUUAAAAAAUUCAUUAUAUAUUAAUUAA
This is a messenger RNA of Dictyostelium purpureum, 1932 nucleotides long. RefSeq lists its product as uncharacterized. Gene Ontology annotation, molecular function: FAD binding. Lineage: Eukaryota; Evosea; Eumycetozoa; Dictyosteliales; Dictyosteliaceae. The record is from RefSeq and is a predicted model, not a curated record. The transcript is spliced from 2 exons. The coding region runs from base 1 to 1932 and encodes 643 amino acids.